CCGCUGCAGCCAGUCAGAAUGGAGGCCUUCGAUGAGGAGCAGCAGGCUGAGUGGAAGCGCUUGAUGCUGGCUGUCACCUAUAAGGAGACCAUUGAUAAGCUGGUGCUGCAGCAGCGCUCGCAGCGCCUGAAUAUGCAAAAGCCGCCGGCACGGCUGCCCGCCUCCUUGCGCAGGCUGCGCAGCUCAUCCAUUGGCCAGCAGGCGUUGCCUCAGCGCCUGCUGCUCACGGGCAAGAAGCUGCCGCGACUGGAGUCCUUGCUGGGCGACACAGAUCUGGAUGACGUCCAGGUGGAUGAGCGUGUGCUGGAUGCGCUGAAAUAUGAACGAGAUUUGGACGCACUGCGUGCUUUUGUUAUGGCCGCCAAUGAGCAGCUGUUCAUGACCCAGGAGGAGCUGGAGAACGAAAAGCCCAGUCGCCUGGAGCUGGCGAUUAGUGACCUGAGCGGCAACAACAGCGAAGAGUCUGUGGCAAUGAAGGAGCUGCAGCGCUCCAAGGACGAGCAGAUUCAGCUCAAGGCUGAACUGGAGCAGCUGGAAAUCGACGGGGCGGCCAAGCUGAAGGAGAUGGAGGAACGCAUCGCCGAUGCCAAGUACAAUCUGAAGUGCGUCUCGCGGGUCAACGACUUGGAGUUCAGUCUGGUCGAGCGCUGGGAGGCGGCGCGCGUGACUCAGGCCCAGAUCUGGGGCGAGAAUGCCGAGCGAGCCUACCUGCGAGACAUACUCGACUACAAGCAGCGUCUGGCACGCGAGGAGCGCGUCGGCCAGGAGCUGAACGCCUUUCGCAGUCGCGAGCUGGCCGACCUGCGGGAGCGCAUUGAGCAUUGGCAGCAGCGCUAUGCCACUGAGAUGCGACGCGUUGAGCGCGAGACGGAGGCCUGGCAGCUCCGCAUCCUCGAGCAGAACAAGUUGCUGGCGCAUCAUCGCGAGCUGAACGCCCAGCACAGGCAGUUCGUUGCUGAGUAUACAGCCAGGAAGGAGGAGGAGCAGCGGCUGCACGAUCUGGAGGUGCAUCGCAUUGAGUGCGCCGUCAGGCUGCAGGCCUGGUGGCGCGGCACCAUGGUGCGACGCGGCCUGGGCCCCUUCAAGAAGAAGCCGAAGCGCGGCAAACGAUCCAAGCCCAAGAAGUAGACAAAUUAAAUGCAAUCCAAUGGCAGUUGAGCCUUUGCCUUUGCCUUUGCCUUAUGGAAAUUCACUCGUGCCUUAAAACCAAUUAAAAAGUUGGCUCGCUGCAGUUAACACGUUAGCGGUCAACGGCUGGCGUCAGCCUUAAUGGCUUGCCGGCAUUGUCAACAGCCUUGGCCAUUGUUUACGCGCCGCUAAUGGGCCAGCAGUCAUCACAGUGCUCUGCUGCUGGCACUGACAGCAGAAGGCAGCAGCGGCAGCAGAGGUUGCUGCAGCAGCUAAAGUUGAAGUUGGUAUUAAAGCUUUUUUUCUUUCUUUUUUUGUAUUUUUUGCUCUUAUUAUUUGAAUUUUUCCUCUUUUUUCAUCUGCUCAUGUGCAUAGCUGGGAUGCAUGGCGCCAUCCAAGUGGUUUCCAGUAGCAACAAUGGCCUGCUUGGCAGUCAGUUUGUUAUUGUCGUUGCUUUUGCUUUCAUUGUUUGCGCGCUGUUGGUGCAAGGCUAUAAACAGCGACAAUUUGCCCGCUGAAUGGGUGCAACUUUCUCUCUGUCAGGCUCAGCAGAAGCGCAAGCACAACUUGCCAAUGUAUGCCUGUGUAUGUGUGCGUGUGUGUGUGUGCAUUGUAAUUUAAAAUAUAAUUAAUGGCCGUUGCCUUAAUUUAUUGAAUUUGCAUGGGCGCCGAGCACGUUGCCAUUCCCUGUUUCACUCUGACCGUGCGCCCACCACACGGCCCGCCUGGCCAACUGCUAGCCUGGCUGUUAUUGUUUGGCUUAAUGCUCACUUUUGUUUUAUACCCUGGCACUCGCAACAACAAUAACUACCCAAUAAUGACUGCCGCAAGUCCAUUUUGUUGCAAGGCCUUUUGUCUAUUUGCUGACGGCUGAAUUAAUGGAAGAUGGCGUGAGAAGAAUACAAAAAUAAAUAUAAAAAAGAAAAAUAAAAUACAAGCAAAAAUGUGAAAGGCACAGCAACCAUUUUUAUGCACACAUCCAUAUGAAAUAGCACGAAAAUAUUGCUGAAAAGAAAAUGUGAACGAAGGCGUAUAUUGUUAAUAUGUAUAUUCCACAUAGAACUAAUUGGGAGUAGCUUAAAGGGCUAUGCAUAGCUCUAUAUUAAAUCUGAGUUAUUUGAAUAUGAUUAGUUCUUGUAUGGUAA
Messenger RNA from Drosophila mojavensis, 2273 nucleotides. RefSeq names its product dynein regulatory complex protein 9. Lineage: Eukaryota; Metazoa; Arthropoda; Insecta; Diptera; Drosophilidae. Gene Ontology annotation, biological process: cilium organization. The transcript has a single exon. Gene Ontology annotation, cellular component: cytoplasm; motile cilium. Gene Ontology annotation, molecular function: protein binding. The record is from RefSeq and is a predicted model, not a curated record. The coding region runs from base 19 to 1128 and encodes 369 amino acids.